This is a messenger RNA of Corticium candelabrum, 849 nucleotides long. RefSeq lists its product as uncharacterized. Bases 93 to 608 code for a protein of 171 amino acids. NCBI's taxonomy places the organism in Eukaryota, Metazoa, Porifera, Homoscleromorpha, Homosclerophorida, Plakinidae. The transcript has 6 exons. The record is from RefSeq and is a predicted model, not a curated record.
UCGCACAGACUAGCCUCGGCGCGCAAGAGGGCCUGGGUACGAGGCUACACGACGCGUUCGCUUGGUGUUGGGCGGGACUAAAGAAGAGAGACAUGCAAAAACCGGAUCCGGAUGAGCUGGAAUCUAUAGAAAGCGUGGAGGAUCGCCAUGCAGAUGAGCUGCUGGCUAUGAAAAGAAGACCUGUAGUCAACACUGUUGUCCAACCGAAGCUUCUGGAAGGAGAAGUUGUGUUGGCGCAUGUGGAACGUACUCUGAAGUUCGAGCGGCUCAAUGAGCGGGGAACAGGCUGCAUCGGCACUUUGUUUGUCACAAACUAUAAAUUGAGCUUCUGCCCAGCUGAACUUCCAUCAUCCGAAAUUUCGACAAAUGAUCGUUGUGUAACUCAAGACGAUAUUCCAGAUGUUCCUCUUACAAGUGUCGGCGCCUUGUGGAUUGUUGGUAGUGGAAGUGCUCGUAGGAAGAUGUCUCACGGACUGAGACAGUUUGGUGAAGUGCUGCAGUUGGAAGUGUACUGCAAGGACUUCUAUCAGGCAAACUUUAGCUUCACGCUGUCAGACAAGAAAGAAACUGCUCAGGUUCACAUAUUGCAGGCACAGACAACAGCUUAAUUAACAAUAACAAUAAAUAAUGUGAAAGCCGUGGUAUAUUUGAAUGUUCGACUUUGUCACAAGAGCCAACAACAGUAUAUUUGUUCUGUACAGAUUUGGAACUGUUAUCCAGUUCUAGAACUGGAUGACUAGAACUGAACGACAAGUUCUAGCACUGAUGACUGACCGGUUCUAGAACUGGAUGGCAAGUUUCGGAACUGUUCCGUUUAUACACAGACCUUUGGCACAUUAUUUUCUGGCU